UGUCAGUCUAUUAUAGAAAUGCACACGUGCGUUUGGUUCACGGUUUGUAGGUUAGCAGACAAUUUUUGAACAAAUCCAUUACGAUUUUAAGUUAAAUAUAAUCUUUAAAAAUGCAGCACGACGACGUUGUGUGGAGCGUAAUAAACAAGUCAUUUUGUUCAUACAAAGUCAACACGAAAACGCAGAGAUUUUGCCGCAAUGAAUACAAUUUAACAGGCCUCUGUAAUCGUUCUUCGUGUCCAUUAGCCAAUAGUCAGUAUGCUACGGUGAGGGAAGAAAACGGGAUUAUAUAUUUGUACAUGAAAACCGCAGAAAGAUCAGCAUUUCCUCGUAAAACUUGGGAGAAAGUAAAAUUAUCUAGAAAUUUUGAAAAGGCCAUUCACCAAAUUAAUGAAAACUUGUUAUAUUGGCCAGGUUUUAUAAAAUCAAAAUGUAAACAGCGGUUUGUAAAAAUAACCCAAUAUUUAAUACGCAUGAGAAAAUUGAAACUCAGGCGCCAAAAACUUAUUGUUCCGCUACAGCGUAAUAUAGAAAGACGUGAAAAGAGAAGAGAACAGAAAGCUCUUAUAGCCGCAAGAAUAGAAAAGGGUGUUGAAAAAACAUUAUUGGAAAGGCUGAGAAAAGGAGUGUAUCAAGAUUUGUAUAAUAUACCACAGACAGCUUUUGAUGAUGCUUUAAGAGAAAAUGAAGUAGAAGAAGAGUCUGAAGGUGAAGAGGUGGAGAAAGAAAUGGAAAUGGAAACAGAAGAUGAUGGUCCAGAAUUUGUCCCAGCAGACACUGAUGAGGAAAGUGGAAAUGAAGAAAGUGAUAGUGGUGAAGUGGAAGAAGUGGAUCUCGAUAGUAGUUUCGAGUCUUCUGAAGAAUCAGAUAUGGAAGAUAUUCAAGCACCUAGUACUUCUAAGAAAACUAAAAAGGGCGAUAAAGAUAAAAGUCCAUUCAAAAGAAAAUUGCAAAAGCCACAUGUGUCUAUUGAGUAUGAAGUUGAACGAGAAGAACCAACCAAUGUUUCCACUUAUUAACAUUUGUAUUUAUAUAUUGUCACUAUUUUAAUAAAAGAUGUAUAAGUAA
Messenger RNA from Zophobas morio, 1068 nucleotides. RefSeq names its product protein MAK16 homolog (gene Rbm13). Lineage: Eukaryota; Metazoa; Arthropoda; Insecta; Coleoptera; Tenebrionidae. Gene Ontology annotation, biological process: maturation of LSU-rRNA; maturation of 5.8S rRNA. The coding region runs from base 111 to 1019 and encodes 302 amino acids. The transcript has 8 exons. Gene Ontology annotation, cellular component: preribosome, large subunit precursor; nucleolus. The record is from RefSeq and is a predicted model, not a curated record.